Molecule: messenger RNA, 3921 nt
Organism: Trifolium pratense (red clover)
Lineage: Eukaryota; Viridiplantae; Streptophyta; Magnoliopsida; Fabales; Fabaceae
Product: pentatricopeptide repeat-containing protein At4g32430, mitochondrial
Exons: 3
Coding region: 403-2781 (792 amino acids)
Biological process (GO): RNA modification
Molecular function (GO): RNA binding; protein binding
Source: RefSeq, a predicted model, not a curated record
AUUUUAUUUUUAUUUUUGAUAUACUUAACAAAUGCACCUGAUGAACCGUUUAACACAGCACUUAAAAAAAAAACUUAAAACAAACCUAUACCCAAGAUUUAUAAUUUUUUGAUUAAAAAAAAAAAAACUAAACCCAAAAGUAAAAACCAGAUACGAAUACGACCAACUUCCUUCUCUGCUUAAGGUGCGCUGUCCACCGCCUCCAUAUUACCCGACCGACAACCGUAUUUACCCGUCGGCGUUGAAAUGCUUUCAGAACUUAAUUGAAUCGCAAAUUGUUAUGUGGUUGAAGUUGAAAAUCCUUAUUUGCGUGUUUUAACUUAUAUUUUUUGUUUUAAAAUUUAUAAUACAGUGUGUGUGUGUGUUUCCAUUGAGCUUGGUAGUACUUACCUUAGUGAAUACAUGUUAUACUCAGCUUCCAAAAUCCUCAAUGUCCACGAAAAACCAUCACAACGAUUAUUAUUAUUCAAAAUUUGUUCCAAACUAUUCCACUCACUUAAACACCAACAUGAACACCAACUGUUCGACCAUAUUCCCCACCCAAAUGCUUCCUCAAUUAACCGUUCCAUGCUCAAUUUCCUGCACAACAACCACCCCUUUCAAGCUCUUUCCAUAUUCAAGAAACACUCCCACUUUAAUUUCCUUCAAAAUAUCAACGAGGUAACACUUGCCUUGUCGUUCAAGGCUUGUUGUGGAGAGUUCAAUUUGGGUUCCCAAAUUCAUGGAUUUGCUGUUGCUACCGGGUUUGUUUCCCGUGUCACUGUGUCGAAUUCGUUGAUGAAAAUGUACUGCAAAGCUGGGUUGUUUCAAUGUGCUUUGCGUGUUUUCGAGAGUUUGAGUUGUCCUGAUAUUGUUUCUUGGAAUACUGUUCUUUCUGGAUUUGAUAAGAAUGUUGAUGCUUUGAAUUUUGCUUGUUUUAUGCAUUUAAAUGGGAUAGUUUUUGACCCUGUGACGUAUACUACUGCUCUUUCUUUUUGUUGGGAUAGGGAUAAGGAAUGGGAUGAUUCCGGGUUUUUAUUUGGGUUACAAUUGCAUUCUCUUGUAGUUAAAUGUGGAUUUGGUUGUGAAGUUUUUAUUGGGAACGCACUUGUGACAAUGUAUUCAAUGUGGGGUGGAUUAGAUGAGGCUCGAAGAGUGUUUGAUGAAAUGCCUAUUAGAGAUUUGGUUUCUUGGAAUGCAAUGCUUUCGGGGUACGCUCAAGAGGGGGAAUGUUAUGGGCUGGAAGCUGUUUUGUUGUUUGUCAACAUGGUAAGACAAGGUAUGUUGCUUGACCAUGUUUCAUUGACUGGUGCGGUUUCUGCUUGUGGUUAUGUGAGAAACUUGGAGGUAGGGAAACAGAUUCAUGGUUUGGCUCAAAAAUUGGGUUAUGGAACACAUGUUGCAGUUUGCAAUGUUUUGAUUUCGACUUAUUCGAAAUGUAAGGUUCUUAGAGAUGCGAAGGCGGUUUUUCAGCUCAUGAGUAGUCGAAAUGUAGUGUCUUGGACAACAAUGAUUUCUAUUGAUGAAGAGAAUGUGGUGUCUCUCUUCAAUGCUAUGAGAGUUGAUGGUGUGUAUCCAAAUGAUGUCACCUUUAUAGUAUUAUUGCAUGCUAUAACAAUCAGGAAUAUGGUGACAGAAGGUCUAAUGGUUCACGGGUUAUGCAUAAAAAGCUGCUUUUCGUCGGAACAAAAUGUCUCUAAUAGCCUAAUUACCAUGUAUGCCAAGUUUGAGUCAAUUCAAGAUUCAAAGAAGAUCUUUGAGGAGCUUAACUAUCGAGGAACGAUAUCAUGGAAUGCAUUAAUUUCAGGGUAUGCUAAAAAUGGCUUGUGUAAAGAAGCUUUUCUUACAUUUUUGUCUUCAAUACAGGAGAUAAAGCCCAACCAAUACACAUUUGGUAGUGUGUUAAAUGCCAUUGCUGCAGCUGAGGAUAUAUCUUUGAAACACGGGCAACGGUGCCAUUCUCACUUGAUCAAACUUGGUUUAAACACUGACCCAUUUGUUGCAGGGGCUCUGCUUGACAUGUAUGGCAAGCGUGGUAACAUUAGCGAGUCUGAAAGAGUAUUCAACGAGACACCCGAAAAAACCCAGUUUUCUUGGACGGGAAUGAUAUCUGCCUAUGCCCGCCAUGGAGACUAUGUGUCAGUGAUGAGUUUAUAUAAGGAAAUGGAGACGGAAGGAAGCAGUCCUGACUCCAUUACUUUCCUUUCUGUUUUGUCUGCAUGUUGUAGAAAGGGAAUGGUUGAUGUAGGCCAUAGAAUAUUUGACUCUAUGGUGAAAAAUCAUUCAAUUGAACCAACCCCUGAGCAUUAUUCAAUUAUAGUGGACAUGCUGGGCCGUGUGGGACGGUUAGAUGAGGCGGAAGAGUUGAUGCAUCGGAUUCCAGGAGGACCUGGACUGUCAGUGUUGCAAAGCUUGCUUGGGUCUUGUAGAUUACAUGGGAAUGUGGAGAUGGCAGAGAGGGUUUUAGAGAGUUUAAUACAAAUGGACCCGGGAAGUUCAGGUCCAUAUGUGUUGAUGGCAAACUUGUAUGCUGAGAAAGGGAUGUGGGAAAAAGUUGCUGAAGUGCGAAAAAGAAUGAGAGAGAGAGGAGUAAUAAAGGAAGUGGGAUUUAGUUGGGCGGAUGUUGCUACUGCUGAUUCCUUGCAUUUGCAUGGUUUCUCAUCUGGGGAUAAGUCACACCCAGAGUCUGAGAGUAUUUGUAAAAUGGCAGAGUUUCUAGGAUUGCAUAUGAUAUUUUCAAAGGAGAGUAGAGUGGAGGAAGGUGAUUGGUAUGAAGAAUUUGAACUGAUGAGCCACGGGUAGCUAAUGUAAUCAUAUUCAUUCAAAUAGAAAAUCUCGUGUUGAAUUGUGUUCAAUUCGUAUGUUAAAUGGGGAAUUUUAGAGAGAAAGGGAAGGAGAUGGGGACUUUGUUAAAAGAAUUCGUUCAAAGCCCUUAUUUUUUCAACUUCGGAGUUUCCCCAAAUUGAGGGGGUUUUAGCUGUGUACUCAUUUCAUUCAACUACCAAACUUACAAUUUUGCAAUACCCCCCCCCCCCCCCCCCCCCCAACCCGAUCUUUUUCUCUCUCCUUUCAUCAGCACAGACGUUUGUGAAUAGCUUGUUUUGAUUCAGCACAAUGCAAGGGGGAACAUUGUCAAUGGCUAACAGUGGUCCAAAUACUAAUGGACUAUAUACUGUGUUUGGAAGAGUAAUUCAUGGACUUGAAGUUCUUGAUCUCAUGGAAAAGACUCCAACAGUGGCAGGGGAUCGGCCACUUGCAGAGAUAAGGCUCAACCGUGUAACUCUGCAUUCUAAUCCACUUGCUGUGGUUAGACUGGUCUCUAUAAUUCAUGUAAAAUUGAAGUUUCUAUUUCCCAAAACAAUAUAGAUCUAACUUCUAAGUAAGAUGUCAAAGAGAACUCUUGCAUUCUGAAUUGAGUCAAAGAGAACUUGGUCAUAUUACUGUCUUCUGAUUUAAAGAUUCAUUUUGGUAAAAUAGUAAAUAAAAUGUACAUUGAACAUAUUCGAGGCAAGAUUGUGUUAUGGCACAAGUUACUGCAGUUGAUGUGACAAUAAUUCCAGUUGUGUUGCAAUUGUGAAAAUGUCAGGUUCAUUCAUAUCAUCUUCGAAAAAACCCAGUUUUCUUGGACAAGAAUGAUAUCUGUCUAUGCCCCCGCCAUGGAGACUGUGUCAGUGAUGAGCUUAUAUAAGGAAAUGGGGACGGAAGGAAGCAGUCCUUACUCCAUUACUUUCCUUUCUGUUUUGGUUGUAUCUUGGAGCAUAUCACUUUGUAUUUCAGUUAUUUUCAACCACAUAGGGUUACACCAUAUCCCAACUAUUGUAGUUUGAAGAGAAACUUUGCAUCUGUUUGGUGGCCAUGAUAAUAGGUAUGAUAUGAUAAUCGUGGAUGAGAUAGUGUGUAACUUCUCAGACUAUUUGUAAGCAUUGUUGACUAUCCAACCAA